AUGAGGGCCAAGCUUUCAGUAGCUUUUGGCCUGGUCGCACUCAUAGCGGCGGUGUCCGCUUGGGAACUCCGGGAGAAAAGGAGCGCCGACCUCGAAACUGCCGCCUCGAAACACGGCGGCGGCGGCGGCGGCGGCGGCGGUGGCGGGCACUGGGACAAGGGAGGCGGGCACGAACACCACGGCCACCACCAUCAUGGGCAUGGCGGUCACAGCCACAAGGGACACAAAGGACACCACGACCACUACCACGGCGGCAAAGGACAUCACCACCACGAAGGACACAAGGGACACCAUGGUGAAGAAGGUGGACACAAAAAACAUCAUCACCACGAUGACGGAUACCAUCACCAUCACCAUCAUGGAAAAAAGGGCGAGCAUGGCCACGGAUACGACGAACACGGGCACUGGCACAAGGGCCAUGACACAAAAGGACACCAUGGCGUCGCGAAAGGCGACGAAUUCAAGAAAAACAAGCACUUCCAUCAUAGCCAUGGAGACAAAGGCUUCCAUGAAGGUUACGGUGGCCAUCACCAUGAGGGUGGACACAAGAAGGGUGGACACUUUCACCAUGGACACAAGCACGGUGGUCAUCACGAUCACCAUUACGGCAAGAAGGGACAUCAUGAGGAAGGUGGACACCAUCACGAUCACAAAGGCCACCAUGGCGGAGGCGGCCACCAUGAGCACCACCAUGAUCACCAUGACCACGGCAAGAAGGGUGGCCAUGAGCACCACAAGCACUGGAGCCACAAAAAGGGAUAA
Molecule: messenger RNA, 762 nt
Organism: Hyposmocoma kahamanoa
Lineage: Eukaryota; Metazoa; Arthropoda; Insecta; Lepidoptera; Cosmopterigidae
Product: histidine-rich glycoprotein-like
Exons: 1
Coding region: 1-762 (253 amino acids)
Source: RefSeq, a predicted model, not a curated record